AUUUGGGUUGGUACGCUUGCGUAUGGAUAGCUACAGCGAUUGUUUUGAGCAGAAUUGUUUCAAAAAUUCGGUGUUUAGGACAACAAAUGUUAUGGUUUUAUCGUUAACUUAAGAACGACUAGGCCCAAUUCAGCCAUGGUUAUUCAACGCUUACCGUCAGCUGUUGUUUCGUCCCUUCGCACGGAUGUGACAGUAACUACAACAGCUCAAUGUGUGAUUGAAUUGGUUCUAAAUGCCAUUGAUGCAGGUUCGACAUCCAUAGCUGUAAGAAUAGAUCUAAAAAACUUCAGAAUUCAGGUAAUUGACAAUGGCUGUGGCCUAAAUUUUUCCGACAUCAAUCUUGUUGGAACCAGGUACAUGACAAGUAAAUGCCACUCAAUGCGUGAUCUUCAGGGCAAUCUUAAGUUUUAUGGUUUUCGAGGAGAAGCAAUGUCAAGUAUAAAAGAUGUCUGCGGUACUUUGACAAUUGUUUCACGUUGCAAAAAUACUGAAGACACUUACUGUAAAGUAUUUAGUGAAGGAGUUGCCCUAAAAGCUGGAAAAUCUCGCCAUCAUAGAGCAUCUUGGGGGUCUACCAUCACUGUUGGUGACUUUUUGUACAACCGGCCUGUCAGGAGAGCACGAAUCAAACCCGCGCUGGAUUUGGAGGAAGUGAAAUCAAGUUUGGAGGCUGUGGCAUUAAUAAACCCUCAUGUGUCUUUUUCAUUACGAAAUGAUGUCAAUAAUGAUCUGAUGAUGCAAACUCAGAGAGUGAGUGAAAUCCCAUCAGUGUUUAGUACCUUGUAUGGGAAUAGCAUAGCUAAAUCUCUUGUUCCAGUCAAAGAAAGUAUGGGUCCAUUUUGCAUAGAAGGAUACAUAUCAAAUGAAGCUCACCUUUUAAAAAAUUUGCAGUUUAUAUAUGUAAACAAAAGAUUACUUCUCAAAACCAAAAUUCACAAACUUGUGAAUUCUAUUAUGUCAAGAAGUGCAAUUUUAAAAUCAAACAAUGUUUCUCAUGCUCCAAUUUCGAAAGAAAUCAAUCAUAAUGUUUUUCUGGCUUUCUCACCACCCAAACGAGACAAACAUGCCAUAUUUGUGCUUAAUAUAAUAUGCCCUCUUUCAGAGUAUGACAUAACCCUUGACCCUAAAAAGACACUUGUUGAAUUUUGUAACUGGGACUGUUUGCUAAGUUGUUUUGAAAGACUUCUAAGAAAGUUCAUUGAAAGUCAGCUUGGUCCUUCUGAGACUGAAGAAGAAGGAUUUGACUGUUGGCCCCCCAGGAAAGUGGAAACUGUUAUUGAUGAAAUAAAUCAGCUUGCAAGAGAACAAGCUCUGGGUGGACAAAAUGUCCAAGCGAAUAAAGGGUCAAUAAGUACAAGAGACCUUCCAAGAGCUAUUCAUAGUUUGCCUGCAAAUAGACACCGUGUUAAUUUAUCUGAAAAGUCCCCAACUGAAUGUUUUUUUUCAACUGCCAGCUCUGAACUUUUUUCCAGUAGUUUAGAGUCUCAAGAAAAAGGAAGAGGAGGCAAUUCAGGAAGAUUUUAUAAUUCAGCUCUCACUGAACAACCGUGUCCACCUCUUUCAAAUAAAGAAGCGUAUCAAGAAAAAAGUGCACCAACAUUAAGAAAUUAUGAGGGAUGUUUCACAGAAACUCCAUCUAUUGCAAGUGCCCCCCCAAAUCCCAAAACUUUAGAAGGCCAAUCAAAUUUCUUGUUUAAAAAACCUGUAAUUUCAUCAGUUACAAAAACUAAACCUGUGAAAGGAUUUCUCUCUGAGAUUGUUCGAUUUGAGGAAGGUUUUAGAAAAAGUGCAGAGUGGCCACUUGAAAAGAAACCUCCUUGGAAAUCAUCGCCCUCUAGCCCUAUCAAUGCUCUUGCUAGCAUUAAAGAAAUAAGAAGGAAGAAACUUUUAAGCAAUUUGAACAAGUUUUCAUUUAAUACUUCUUCAAAGAAACCUUUGCUGUAUAAACACCCAUGUGGUGCGGACCAAGUGGGAAAAGAUUUUGCGGAAAAGGGAAGGGAAAACAUGUAUGUCAGAGUACCACAAGGUCAAAUUGUUGGUAAAGGCCUGAGCCAACAAGAGAGAAACAAAAUUGAUUCUCAACCAAAGGUGCAAAAUACUUCCAACCCCUUGAUGUUAGUAACACAAUGUGCACCUUCUCCUUCCAUAUACUCAGAUGACAUGCAGUCUAUUGUUGCUACUAUGGCUAGCAGUGAUGUUUCUGAGUCAAAGAGUGAGGCAAGUUGUCCAAUACUAACUGACUCAGCCAAUGCAAAUCUUGCUCCAAUGGAAAAUUUGGAUAGUAUUGUUUCCAAUGAUGCUAAUAAGUUAAAGGUUACUGAAAACAAUCAACUGCAAUCUUUCCGAGGAAAUUUUGAUCAGAGUUUACCAUCACCCACUGAUUUGUACCAAAGAAAUUUAGACACCUCAUGUUCAUCUGGUGUAGAAACCAUAACAAAUGAUCAUGUUGAAGGAUGUUUCCAACAAAUUUUGUCUGUAGAGGACAUGCUAUUAACUGGUUAUGAUAGCAUCCAACAGCUUGAUUCACCUCUGGAAGCCAACAGUAAUCGUUUUAAUUCUGACAGUUUAUCUGCUUUUGCAAAGACAAAUGAAAAACUCAUGGAAUCACCUGAAAUAAGUUUGUCUUUUGGUGAAUCCAAUCACAGAAAUUCUGACAACAUUUUUAUUGAUCACAGGAAACCAGAUGAAAAGGGAAAUAUGUUAAAAUCACUCUUUGAUGUUUUCCCACCAGAAAAUAGAAAACAGCUCUCAAAAACAUGUAAAAUUAGUAGUUCAGAUGUCAUAGAUGUUGAUGGGUGUGGAAUUCAAAACAACAGCAUGAGAUGCAAAACAGCAAAAAUCUUAAAAUUAGUUGAUUAUGAUAGCUCACCCCCUUCAUCUCAAGAAAGCUUUGCAAGUGAUAAAGAUUUAUUGAGAAAUAAUUCUAUGAGUCCAAUGUCUUCUGAGAAACGUAAGUCAGAAGACAGUCAGGGUCAGAACACCAAACGAUUUUGUGACUCAUUUGAAAGUCCUGCUGAGGAUGGAAAUAUAUCCAGUCAUGUAACACACCCAGGAUUCAAAGUGUCCUCACCUGCAAAAUGUGACUUUCAUCUGGCCACAUCCUCAGAGGCAGAGUCUGCACAUUGUAGUGAUAGGGUAAAACAGCAAGUGACAUUAGACAUUCUCCCGGGAUUCAGAAUGUCCUCACCUGCAAAAUGUGACUUUCAUCUGGCUACAUCCUCAGAGGCAGAGUCUGCAAGUUAUAGUGUUAGGGAAAAACAGAAAAUGACAUCAGAGAUUCCUUCUACUACAUUUGAAACUUUUACUACUUCCAAUGGCAACUUUUUUGACACUCCUCAGCAUGAAUGUCAAAGUGAGCAGGCCUUGCCAAAUUCAGUCUCAGACUCCCAAAGCUCUGACUCGCUAAUUGUAGACAAAAGUGAGCAAAUGUCAUCAAUUUCAGUUGUAAAUCAUCAUAAAGACUGUGAAAAUCGUGCAGGAUUUGAAGAUACCACUAAAACUGUUUGGCUUGAAAGAAAAGAUCACAGUGGUAAACCAUUUUUCAUUCACAAGGAUAGUGGUAUGACCACUUACCUUAAGCCAAAUAAUGAUGAAAGUGUCCAAUUUAAGUUCAGCAAUCGGUUUUCAUUUCUUCCCAAAGGCAUGUCACCCAUAUUAAAUGACAAACUUACUGAUGAGCCUAGCACAAGUCCAAGCAUUACUCUAUUUCAUAAGGAAGAAGAUUUAUCAUUCAUAAAGUGGGACAAAAAACAGAAUAAUCAGACUGAUUUUUGGCCUCUUGUUGAUCAGCUUCUCUCUGAGGCUGAUGAGUUCUCUUCAAAUCUUGCUGCUGAAAGCCAAGUAAAAAAUGCAAGUGUACAAGAGCUAUCAAAAUCUGAUAUAAAGAUCUAUAAUGUAGCUUUUCCAUAUACCUUUACUAAAGACAUCUUCCAUAAACUGAGGGUGCUUGGCCAGUUAGAUAAUAAAUUCAUUGUCACAAUAGCAGCACAUAAUUUGAACAGAGAAGUUAUUGUACUGUUUGAUCAGCAUGCAGUCCAUGAACGCAUUCGUGUGGAAAAUCUGACGGAAGCAUAUAAACAGCAUGAUGGAUCAGCCACCUGGAGAUCAUCCUCUGUCGAACCAUCUCUACCUUUACCUUUGAGUAUGAUUGAAGUAAGAAUUCUAGAAAGCUAUAAGAAGAAAAUGGAACAGCUUGGAUUUUGCUUCACUGUCUCUGAUUCUAGCUCCAUAGAGGUGCAAAGAGUGCCUACAUGUCUCCUACUAAGAGAAAAUAGAGAGGUGACUGGCAGAGGAGUUUCUGUACUGCGGCAACAUCUUGAAAGUCUCAUCCGAGAACAAGUUGAUUCACUCCUAAACACAAGAGGUGUUGGAACAGACCAUCCAAAAAUUAUUCAGAAUGUGAUAAGUUCUGAGGCUUGUCGAGGGGCUGUUAAGUUUGGUCACUCUCUGACUAUAGCAGACUGUCAAGCUUUCCUUCAUAAUCUAUCAACAUGUAAACUUCCUUUCCAAUGUGCUCACGGUCGGCCUGCUCUUGUGCCCAUUGCAGACCUUUCUAUGCUGAAAGAAAAGCUACCGCGUGCUAAACCAAAUCUCAAAAAGCUCCUGGAAAUGCGACAAAUACAACACCUCCCUCAUGUUAAAUUCUGAAAUUGUGUACUAUUUGUUUCCUACAAAGUAAUUUGAAUUGUUUUAUUUUAAGUUUUUAAACAAAUGUUGUUUAUGAGCCAGAGCUCUGGGACAAUCAAGGUUGUGAAAAUAGUAUUAUUUUAGUCUAAUCCCAUUUUUCUUACCAAAUUGAUAAUUUCAGUUGUAAAUGAAUAGCAACCAUGAAUUUAGGAUAAAUAGAUAUCAAUUUAUUUUAUCUGUGAUAUAAUAUAUUAAUGUAUAUCCAAUAUAUAUUUACAAAGUCAAUUUA
Messenger RNA from Frankliniella occidentalis (western flower thrips), 4915 nucleotides. RefSeq names its product DNA mismatch repair protein Mlh3-like. The transcript has 12 exons. NCBI's taxonomy places the organism in Eukaryota, Metazoa, Arthropoda, Insecta, Thysanoptera, Thripidae. The record is from RefSeq and is a predicted model, not a curated record. Gene Ontology annotation, molecular function: ATP hydrolysis activity; ATP binding; protein binding. Gene Ontology annotation, cellular component: mismatch repair complex. The coding region runs from base 136 to 4647 and encodes 1503 amino acids. Gene Ontology annotation, biological process: mismatch repair.